Messenger RNA from Mesoplodon densirostris (Blainville's beaked whale), 1942 nucleotides. RefSeq names its product non-POU domain-containing octamer-binding protein-like. The transcript has a single exon. Gene Ontology annotation, molecular function: RNA binding. The record is from RefSeq and is a predicted model, not a curated record. Gene Ontology annotation, cellular component: nucleus. Gene Ontology annotation, biological process: regulation of DNA-templated transcription. Bases 97 to 1509 code for a protein of 470 amino acids. Lineage: Eukaryota; Metazoa; Chordata; Mammalia; Artiodactyla; Ziphiidae.
GUUUCCGGCAGUCGCGCGCUCUUUUCUCGGGACGGUAGAGGCCGUGUAGCGUCGCCUUUACUCUGAGGAGAAAACUGUCGGUAGAGGGGUGCAAAAAUGCAGAGCAAUAAAACUUUUAACUUGGAGAAACAAAACCACACUCCGAGGAAACAUCAUCAGCAUCACCAUCAGCAGCACCACCAGCAGCAACAGCAGCAGCCACCACCUCCACCAAUACCUGCAAAUGGGCAGCAAGCCAGCAGCCAAAAUGAAGGCUUGACUAUUGACCUGAAGAAUUUUAGGAAACCAGGAGAGAAGACCUUCACCCAGCGUAGCCGGCUCUUUGUGGGCAAUCUUCCUCCUGACAUCACUGAGGAGGAAAUGAGGAAACUAUUUGAGAAAUAUGGGAAGGCAGGCGAAGUCUUCAUUCCUAAGGACAAGGGCUUUGGCUUUAUCCGCUUGGAAACAAGAACCCUAGCAGAGAUUGCCAAAGUGGAACUGGACAACAUGCCGCUCCGUGGAAAGCAGCUGCGUGUGCGCUUUGCCUGCCAUAGUGCAUCCCUUACAGUCCGAAACCUUCCUCAGUAUGUGUCCAAUGAACUGCUGGAGGAAGCCUUUUCUGUGUUCGGCCAGGUGGAGAGGGCUGUAGUCAUUGUGGAUGAUCGAGGAAGGCCCUCAGGAAAAGGCAUUGUUGAAUUCUCAGGGAAGCCAGCUGCUCGGAAAGCUCUGGACAGAUGCAGUGAAGGUUCCUUCCUGCUAACCACAUUUCCUCGACCUGUGACUGUGGAGCCCAUGGACCAGUUAGAUGAUGAAGAGGGACUCCCAGAGAAGCUGGUUAUAAAGAACCAGCAGUUUCACAAGGAGCGAGAGCAGCCACCCAGAUUUGCACAGCCUGGCUCCUUUGAGUAUGAGUAUGCCAUGAGCUGGAAGGCACUUAUUGAGAUGGAGAAGCAGCAACAGGACCAAGUGGACCAAAACAUUAAGGAAGCUCGUGAGAAGCUGGAGAUGGAGAUGGAGGCUGCUCGCCAUGAGCACCAGGUCAUGCUAAUGAGGCAGGAUUUGAUGAGGCGUCAAGAAGAACUUAGGAGGAUGGAAGAGCUGCACAACCAAGAAGUGCAAAAACGAAAGCAGCUGGAGCUCAGGCAGGAAGAGGAGCGCAGGCGCCAUGAGGAAGAGAUGCGGCGGCAACAAGAAGAAAUGAUGCGACGACAGCAGGAAGGAUUCAAGGGAACAUUCCCUGAUGCGAGAGAGCAGGAGAUACGGAUGGGCCAGAUGGCUAUGGGAGGUGCUAUGGGCAUAAACAACAGAGGUGCUAUGCCCCCUGCUCCUGUGCCAGCUGGUACUCCAGCUCCUCCAGGACCUGCCACUAUGAUGCCAGAUGGAACCUUGGGAUUGACCCCACCAGCAACUGAACACUUUGGCCAAGCUGCUACAAUGGAAGGAAUUGGGGCAAUUGGUGGAACCCCUCCUGCAUUCAACUGUGCAGCUCCUGGAGCUGAAUUUGCUCCAAACAAACGUCGCCGAUACUAAUAAAAUUGCAGUGUCUAGUUUCCCAAAACCCUUAAAAGGAGGACCCUUUUUGGACUAGCCGAAUUCUACCCUGGAAAAGUGUUAGGGAUUCCUCCCAAUAGUUAGGUCUUCCCUGCCUGUAGUACUCUAGGGAGUAUGCUGGAGGCAGAGGGUAAGGGAGGGGCGAUAUUUAACAAAUCAGUUCUGUGUGGUAUAUCCUUUAACUAACCAGUUCUGUGUGGUGCAUUCCUAAAGUUUCAUGUGAUUGUUGAGAGCCUGAGGGGCGGGGAGCCAUGAUAAAAUGGAUCCAGUUAGGGCCAUUAAUCUUAAUCAUUCCACUCUUUGUCCACCCUGUUCUAUUUGCUUUCUUGUCCUUACACCCCCAUCCCAGAGACACUGCCACAUAUACCACAAAAACCAAACAUCCCCCAAUGACCUUGGCCCCAUUGCUCCA